AGCAGCCAUCUCAUCAGGAGGACGUGGACGUCACUGUCACCAUAGAGACAGCAAGGAGGAUUCGGUUUCAAAAGGUGAAGAGAAGCUGGGAAGUAGGAAGGAGGAAGUAUUUUUUGCUGCAGGUCUGAGAAAGGGCAGGCUGGCAUGGAGAAGGAGAAGUUCCAGCAGAAGGCUCUGAAGCAAACUAAGCAGAAGAAAUCCAAGUCGGCUGAAUUUCUGAUGGUAAAAGAAGAGAGAGCAGCAACAGAAGGCAUUGAAAAUCCAGCUUUUAACAUCAGCAGCACAGAUCUUUCAGCAUGUCAGCCUUCAGAAGAGAAAGUUAUUAGACAUGACAAGCCAGAUAGCACCCUUGCAGCUCACCAACAAAAACUCGGGCUGCAAGCCCAUGCUGAACCAAGAGAUCCUGUGAAAUUUGAUGAGCAAAUCCUUUACUCUAAACUGAUGAAGCUUCUAGAUGAAGAAAACAAGAUGCUGGACUUUCAAGCCCGUGUCGUCAGUGAAGAUUUUCCGGACGCUGUAAUGCCUGUCAGCUCCAGUAAGGCAUGUGACCUUCACAGGGAGCUUGAAGACGAAGAGAUUCCUUCAUAUAUCGAACAGUUUGAGAGAGAUGUUCAGGAUGACAUAAUUCUGCUUGGCAGCUUUUCACUGGAACAGCAUAAGAGAUCUUCUCAGCACAAGAAACAAAAGUGGAGAGCCAGGAUUCAUGAACUUUUUCAAAGAGUGGGAAGUCAGCUGAAAACAGAGCAGAGUGGAAUUGAAGAAGAAUUGGUAGCCAGCAUUGGUAACCUUACAGAUGUGAAUACUGGAUUAAAUGGAGCUGCAGGACCUUGUGGGAAGGUUGACUUCUCCAAGAUGCCACAGCCACUAGAAAUUCGCCUCAGAUGCCUGAGGGGAGUCAAAGAUAAGGUCCCUAAAGGCCUCUACACUCUCAAAGUUUCAGUCCUCAGCCGCUUAGGUGGUGCCUUGGUGGAGUGGCCUGAAGAGGAGGAGCAGCCUCAGGCCAGGACGACGCGGCCUGUUAGUCACGGUGGAAACUUCUACAACACUGAAAUCUACUUUGGACAAAGUAUCCAGACAGUUCUACCACGUAGAAAAGAUGUUAAACCAGGCAUGGUACUCCUCUUUGAACUCUUCCUUCUUCGUGGAACCUAUACCUGGAUUGAUCGAGAAGUGGGAUGGGGAGCUUUUCCCUUAUGUGAUAACAAUUUUAAUGCUUUGGAGGGAAAAUUUAAAUGUCCCUUCCUAAGAGGACAUUAUGACUCCAAAAUUGACAGAUUCAAUAAAAUUGAAAAUUUUAUUUCUCAGGACUUGGAUCAUUGGUUAUGCAAUCUCUACUUUCAGAUUAUUAAACUACCACAGGAUUCAGAUAAGCAAAAUAAGCGUGGUAUGCAUGUUCAUCUGCCACCUGAACUUCUUAUGUAUUCAAGCACUGCUGAAAAGAAUGAUGUCUCAGAAAAGGUUGUACAGUCUGGACCACAAGGGCAACCUCUGACCUCCCCGAAAGAUCCUGACACCCAUAAGGGAAGUAUUCCCACUGUUGUAAAGGAAGUGGAAAAGCAGUUUAAUGCUGCGAAAGGAGGAGAAGAGUGUGUGUCAGAAGAAGCUGUGAGGAAAAGAGAAGAGCUUAAAAUGCUUCCAGCAGAGGAUUGCCAAGAUUGCCAUGGCAAUGCAGAUGGGCACUGUGGCUCAUUUUGGCUGAAGGAAGUCCAAGAAGGACAUCACAAGGUCAGCAGGAAUAACCCACCUGACCAAUGUAACGAAGAAAAAUCAGGUCCCGAGAUCAAUGCAAGCCAAGAAGAAGGGAAAACAUCUUCAGAGAGCAAUUUUUAUUUGGAAGACUUGGAGAAAUAUACCUUUUCUGUGUGCUGCCACUCUGCUGCUGCUGAUGUGAAACUGUCCAGGCAGGUUGUGGAGCAUUUCCAUUUUGUGGUGUACACGGCCCUUUCAGAGCUGGGAGCCACACGCUGGCACUCCAGGGACUUCUGGCUGCUUGCGCUGCUGGUAGUUUUGCUUUGGUUCCUGAGACUUUACCUGCAUUAUUUGAGCCAGUGGCUCUUCCUUUGGACCAUCUCAGUUCCUGUUGCAAAAUUCCAGCUCUUCCCUCACACUGUGGAACUGUGCUACCAGAACUCCUUGCUGCACACCAGUGAAGAGUUGGCCAUGGUUGUGGUGGGACCCCUAACCUUGAACGCAGGGCUUCUUCUCAUGAUCCUGAUCAGAUGGGGCUGUCAGCAGCUGUUUGACUCAUUCCCUUCCUUCUUGUCAAAGUUUAUCAUAGCUAUGGGACUAUGGACAGUGCUAGACCCCUUGGCAGUGUUUGUAGUGGAUUCAUUCCUGGGGCGAUUUGGGAACAGUGUAGAGAAACCCAUUGCUGAUGCUGCAAAGCUCUCCUGGGUGUUUCUAAGAGCAGGGGAGUCAGGAGUUCCUGGUGCCUUAAUCACAGUGACGCUUUAUACCAUCCUGUUCAUGAUCUCAUCAACAGUGUUGUACCUGUAUUUUUUAAGGCUACAUAGCGAAGGUUGGCUGUUGGAUGUAUUUCAACGUAUUCAUGGUGAGGAAGGCACAUUCUUUGUUCCACUGGACUUGGAGAUUUCCAGUCAAGAGCUGAGCUACAUUAUGAAGAGGGCUGAGCAGUGGAGAGGAAUCAAUGGUGAAAGACGGAUGGUGGCAGUGUCUGAUUACAUCUGGAAGGACCACGCCAGCCAGCCUGGUGUCUCCAGCUGUGACCUCCAGCGCCAGGAUGAAAUCCCUCACUCUGCAGCCAGCUGGGAAGGUAGCACCACUGUUCUCAUCUGUGUCUACACGGUUCACCUCAGCGGCUUCCAGGAGCUCUAUAGGCGCUUCCUCAGGCUGCCUGAUGGGGCUAUCAUUGAGGCAUUUGGUGAUGUUGGUGAGGAAAAUCUUUUGUGUAAAGUGAGCACAGACCAGGAUCCUAAAAGGGAAAAGGACAGUGUGCUGAGUACAUCUACACUUACCAAGCUGAGGGAGAGGAAAAAGAGUACAGCAAGGUGGAAAGGAAAUCGCAUUGUCUCUGACAAGAGCUAGUUCCUGCAGUAACACAUGGCCUGUGGAGCUGUUUACAUCGUGAUCCACAUCCAUAGUAUGGCUACUGUCUGAUAGGAUUUACGUUUCUCAUGGCUGCAUCUCUGCCCAUGCAGUGUUGUCCUGUGAAUGCUGCCUUCGUAGCUCUUCUGUGGCUU
This is a messenger RNA of Motacilla alba alba, 3200 nucleotides long. RefSeq lists its product as uncharacterized. The coding region runs from base 145 to 3045 and encodes 966 amino acids. The record is from RefSeq and is a predicted model, not a curated record. Gene Ontology annotation, cellular component: perinuclear region of cytoplasm. The transcript is spliced from 21 exons. Lineage: Eukaryota; Metazoa; Chordata; Aves; Passeriformes; Motacillidae.